AUGGCUGGUCAUACCGAGCUCGAUAGGGACUCCAAUGGUUCUGAGUCUCCUUCUGGAGACAAAGAAGCUACUCAGCACAUUGAGCGUGUUCAAACGAGAGACUCUGAGCACGGCCAUGCUGGCUACCUUGACAAAGAUGGCCUCCGUAUUGAUAACGAUGAUCAGGGUAUGUGUCCUUCGUCUUGA
Molecule: messenger RNA, 186 nt
Organism: Aureobasidium musti
Lineage: Eukaryota; Fungi; Ascomycota; Dothideomycetes; Dothideales; Saccotheciaceae
Source: the annotation of a GenBank genome assembly